This is a messenger RNA of Metarhizium acridum CQMa 102, 585 nucleotides long. RefSeq lists its product as uncharacterized. The record is from RefSeq and is a predicted model, not a curated record. Lineage: Eukaryota; Fungi; Ascomycota; Sordariomycetes; Hypocreales; Clavicipitaceae.
AUGGAGUGGAUCUCAUUCGACAUAUUCCGCGACAUGAGAGAGCUAGACGAGGAGCGCGCAAACCAUGUGGCGGAAGCCGUGGAGAAGUCCAUGAUGAUUCAAACCUGCAGCAGCCGCGGCAAAGACAUGGGAUUUUCGGACUUUGUCGAGUACCGGUCCGUUGAUGCGGGCACGUUAAUGCUAUUUGCCCUCAUUCCAUUUGGCAUGGCUCUUCGGCCCAAGCUGGGGGAGCUUGAGCAAGUUCAGGAUAUUAAUGCAAAUUUUGCAAGACAUUUCCUUGGUAUGAACGACCUAGUCGGGUAUGAGAGGGAAGUGGUCGAGUCCAAAGCUGGACAUGAAGAAGGCGGCACGCUCAUUAACAGUAUAUCGGUUUUGUCUGCCGAACUUGGCCUGUCCCCGGCGGCGACGAAACGACUCCUGUGGCAAAUGUGCCGAGAAUGGGAAAGGAAGCACAAGCAGCUGGCAAAGGACGUCUUGAGCGUCGACCAUUCGCCCGAUUUGGAGACUUACGUUGAAUCUCUGGAAUACAUGAUGACGGCAGGAGAAGUAUGGGGACUGGUUACGGCAAGGUACCAAGUGUCUUGA